AUGAAACCCGGGCCUAAAAUUGGGUCUUCGCAAAAGCAGAGAAAACGCCGACGACAGAAUGAGACAUCCCAGAGUCGACAGAUUAACUCGCAUUCUAGACCGCCACCUGGUCCUUUCAGUGGCCCACGGAAUGGAGAUUUCGACCCAUUGGACGAUGGGCUGGAGAAAGAAGAGUUGCUCCCCGCCGUCCGGGCCGAUCUUACUGAGACAACAACUGGGAUGGAGAUGCGUGGAAGCUCGCAACAGCGAACCUCACAGUUGAAUACGCUCGACCUCGCUUUCAUUUUACAUCCAUCACACGAGGUCACCACUCCUGAUCAGGCCCAGAGGCAGAGCCCGAGCUUUCAAGAUGGUCAACACACAGGUCUUUGCCGUCAAGCCUGCACAGAGCUAGGGGUCUCGCAAGCUGCCAUGAAUGAAAUGUAA
Molecule: messenger RNA, 426 nt
Organism: Penicillium daleae
Lineage: Eukaryota; Fungi; Ascomycota; Eurotiomycetes; Eurotiales; Aspergillaceae
Product: transcription factor domain-containing protein
Exons: 2
Coding region: 1-426 (141 amino acids)
Source: RefSeq, a predicted model, not a curated record